This is a messenger RNA of Humulus lupulus (European hop), 851 nucleotides long. RefSeq lists its product as uncharacterized. The record is from RefSeq and is a predicted model, not a curated record. Gene Ontology annotation, molecular function: DNA binding; peptidyl-prolyl cis-trans isomerase activity. Gene Ontology annotation, biological process: rRNA processing. The coding region runs from base 165 to 602 and encodes 145 amino acids. NCBI's taxonomy places the organism in Eukaryota, Viridiplantae, Streptophyta, Magnoliopsida, Rosales, Cannabaceae. The transcript is spliced from 5 exons.
UGUCUGUCGUGUCCAGCUCUAGUAAAAUAUCAAAAGGGUAUAGAGAGUGAGAGUCUUAGACCUCAAGCGCCUUUAUAAGUUGUCGAUCUCGACCUCUUCCUUCAGCUUUACAAGCGAGCCUCCUUGUUGGUGCAAGUCUUUAAUCGAAUCUUCAAGGUAAAGCCAUGGGGAAGGACGCCAAAUCGAAAGAGUCAGGAAAGGGAAAGGGGAAACAAGCGGCGGGAUCGAGUGAUGAGAAUGCUUAUAAGGGUAAAGGGAAGGGUGGGAAGAGUUCAGAUGGGCUUGGCACCUGCACUUAUGUUAAAGCAAGGCAUAUCUUAUGUGAGAAACAAGGAAAGAUCAAUGAAGCAUACAAGAAGCUCCAAGAUGGCUGGCUUAGCAAUGGAGAUAAGGUUCCACCUGCCGAGUUUGCAAAGGUAGCUCAAGAAUAUUCAGAAUGCCCAUCAGGAAAAAAGGGUGGAGAUCUUGGGUGGUUUCCACGAGGUAAGAUGGCAGGGCCUUUUCAGGAAGUUGCCUUCAAUACAGCGGUUGGAGCAACUAGUGCCCCGUUCAAAUCAACCCAUGGGUACCACAUAAUCUUGUCUGAAGGAAGGAAGAACUAAUAAUUCCCUAAUUUAUAAUUAAACUGAAUCUGCAGUGGUAUCAAUACUAUCAUCCUGUUUAUUUGGUCUAGUUAUUGAUGUUGCUUCCGUCAAGGUAAAUCAUGUUAUCAAGACGAAGGAUUUUGUAUUUGGUAUGAUUUAUCUUUCUGAACUUUUUUGUGCCUUGGGAAAGAGUUGGUCACAAAAAAGUACUCAUUCAAACCCCUCUCUCUUUCUUUUUCAUUAUAAAUAUAUUUUUAUUAUGGUUUA